GCUCUGUCAUGCUAGGUUGUCCCUCUCUCUGGGUAAAUAACAAACCACCCGCCGUUAGCUGAAGUGACCCGGAUCCAGCUGAGCAGGUCUCCCGGGUCUGAGCGGGACUCCCGGAGCUGAGCAGGUCUCCCGGGUCUGAGCAGGACUGAGCAGAACCGUUCGCUGCUCUGGAGGUGGCUGGUCCGGGUCGGAGUGGACCCGCCGCGGCUCCCUCGGCGAGGCUCCUCGUUAGCGGCUAAAGCAGCUAGCAAGCUAACAGCCGCGGAGCUCGAGGGAAGUGGACCAACAAGUCCCGGACCAACAAGUCCUACACCGGGUACGUUCCGGAUCUCAAAGCUCCCGGACCGGAUAAGUUCCAGACCCGACGAACCCGGCAGUGGACAAGUACCAGAUUACAGAACUCCUGGACCGAGUAAGUCCCGGACCGGAACCGGACCGCUCCCAGACCGACCCGCUGCUUACAAAGCAGCGUGUUUAGGGGAACUAAUGCCCGACUGACCCGAACAGACACCCCGAACACGAGGUCCUCUGGAGUCCGGGUCCGGAAGCAGUCAGAGUCUGGAACCGGGACCGGGAGCCAUUAUUAGAGUCCGGAUCCGGGACCAGGAGCCGGGGCUGGCCCUCAGUUGAUGACCCAUCCAGCGACACAGAGCGGCCCCCCCAGCAGAAGCCCCGGAGCAUGCAGGGUCCGUAGGACGGGUCCGUGAGGGGGGCGUUACGUCGGACGGUUCGGAUCGGUUUGGUGGUCUGCCAGCAGGAACUGAGACAUGAAGAAGUUCUCCAGGAUGCCCCGGUCCGAGAGCGGGGGUCUGGGGGGCGGAUCCGGCUGCAGCUCCGGAUCCGGGGUCCACAGCUACCUGGGCAAGGUGUUCGCAGUGGGCCGGUACCAGGUGACCGUGGAGGAGCUCAUCGCAGAGGGGGGCUUCUCGGUGGUCUUCCUGGCCCGCACGCACAGCGGCGUCCGCUGCGCUCUCAAACGGAUGUACGUCAACAACGUCCCCGACCUGAACGUGUACAAGAGAGAGAUCACCAUCAUGAAGGAGCUGUCGGGCCAUAAGAACAUCGUGGGCUACCUGGACUCCAUCAUCAGCUCGGUGUCGGACAGCGUGUGGGAGGUGCUGAUCCUCAUGGAGUACUGUAAAGCCGGCCAGGUGGUGAAGCAGAUGAACCAGCGGCUGAGCGUGGGCUUCAGCGAGGCCGAGGUCCUCCACAUCUUCUGCGACACCUGCGAGGCCGUGGCCCGCCUGCACCAGUGCAAGACCCCCGUCAUCCACCGAGACCUGAAGGUGGAGAACAUCCUGCUGAACGACCAGGGGAACUACGUGCUGUGCGACUUCGGCAGCGCCACUCACAAAGUGCUGCUGCCACAUAAAGAGGGAGUGAGCGCCGUGGAGGACGAGAUCAAGAAGUACACCACCCUGUCGUACCGGGCGCCCGAGAUGAUCAACCUGUACACAGGAAAAGCCAUCACCACCAAGGCCGACAUCUGGGCGCUGGGAUGCUUGUUGUACAAGCUGUGUUUCUUCUCGCUUCCGUUCGGGGAGAGUCAAGUGGCCAUUUGCGACGGAACCUUCGUGGUUCCGGACAACUCCAGAUUCUCCUUCAAGCUGCACUGCCUGAUCCGAUACAUGCUGGAGCCGGACCAGGAGAAGAGGCCGGACAUCUACCAGGUGUCCUACUUUGCCUUCAAGCUCGCCGGGAAGGACUGUCCCGUGCCAAACCUCUUUAACUCUCCCAUCCCGACGUCGCUGCCGGAGCCGCUCACGGCCAGCGAGGUGGCGGCCAAGAAGAGCAUGACUAAAGCCAGGAUCACCGAUGCGGUGGGCCCCACCGAGACGUCCAUCGCGCCCAGGCAGAGGCCCAAAGCGGCCAACAGCAACGCGCUGCCGCUGGCCAACACCGUCACGCCCGUCAAGAUGACCGUGCCCGCCGCCGCCGCCGCGCCCGUCAGCAACGGGCAGAAAGCUCCCACUCCCGGAUCGGCGGCGCCGCCGCUGCAGCCCCAGGCCGGCAGCCAGCAGCACCGGGUGCUGCAGCAGCUGCAGCCCGGAGACCUGCGGCUGCAGCAGCUGCAGCAGCAGCAGCAGCACGCCACCGCGCAGCAGUUCCAGUACCUCCAGUACCAGCAGGCCGUGCAGCAGUCCCUGCAGCUCCAGCAGCUCCAGCAGCAGCAGCAGCAGCAGCAGCACAUGAUGAUGCCGCCUCUGUACCAGCAGCAGGUGGCGCAGGCGCAGUACGCCGCCAUGCUGCAGCAGUACCAGCAGGCGUUCGUCCAGCAGCAGCAGCAGCAGCAGCAGCCCCCCCUCCCCUACAUGUCCUCCCCUCUUGACUUCCAGAUCCCUCUGGGCUCCUUUAACGCCGCCUCGCUGGGAGCAGGGCCGGCUCCGGUGGGGGGGCCGUCCCCCGUGGGGGGGGCGUCUCCAGUGGAGCCCCCGUACUCGAACCCCAGCAGGAGCCCCCUGCUGGCCACAGAGGAGAUGGCCCCGCCCCCCCACAGCUGCGGCAGUGCGGUCAGUAACCCCCCCGACAUGUCGGGCUGGAACCCCUUCGGGGAGGACAACUUCUCCAAGCUGACGGAGGAGGAGCUGCUGGACCGGGAGUUCGACCUGCUCAGAGCCAAGAAGCCCGCGGAGCCUCCGGGCGGCGUGGACGUGGACCGACCCGCCGCCGCCGCCCCCGCCUCCGGCCGGCCCCCGUCACAGGACCUCUUCGGCUCCAUUCCUUUCGUGGCCAACGCAGGUCUGGCAGUACCGGCGGCCGAUCAGACCGCUGAGGAGGCCACCGCCGCCGCUCCACCUGGAGAGGACUCGAGGCCGACGGCGGCCAAGGAGCCGCGGUCCGUGAAGAAGCACACCUGCAGACCAGGUGAAGAGUCCGAGAGCGACUUCGAGUCCGACCCCCCGUCGCCAAAAAGCAGCGAGGACGAAGACCCGGAGGAGGACGAGGCCCUGAACAGCGAGCACGGCGACGACACCGAGCCGGAGAACCUGGGACAGCGGCCGCUGCUGAUGGACUCGGAGGACGAGGGGGACGAGGACGAAGACAAGCACAGCUCCGACUCCGAGUCCGACCGCAGGAGAGUCAAGAGCUUCUCCAAGAGAGCGGGAGGCGGCGGCGGCGGACGUCCUCCGGCGGCGUCCGGCACGGCCCUGAUCACCCCGCCCGAGUCGCCCGGCGGAGCCGGAGCCGUGGCGGCCGUGGACGCGUUCGGCGCCGUUCCGUUCCUCCGGUCGGCCUCGCCCGCCGCUCCCCCAGAGACCGCCGACAUCUUCGCCAAAGCGCCUUUCAGACAAGUCAGUCAGGAGGAGCGGGCCGCGGACGACUUCGACGUUUUCACCAAAGCGCCGUUCAGCCGCAACCUGUCGAAGACGGGCAGCGUGCCGGCGGGCCAGACGCCGCCCGUGUCCCCCGAGGCCAUCGACGUCUUUGGCUUCUCGCCCUUCCAGCCGGGGCCCGGCGGACCGCCGCCCGCCACCUCCCGGAGUGCCGAAGACAUCUUCCGCUCGGCGCCGGACGAGCCGGCGAGUCCUCAGCAGCAGAGACUCAAGCAGCGCAGCCUCCAGAAGCUCUCGUCCCGCCAGAGGAAAACCAAGCAGGAGCCCGCGGCGGGCGGCAGCAACGGCAAGCGCCACCACGGCACGCCCACCGGGGGGCGCAAGGGCGGCAAGCCCACGUACCGCACGCCGGAGCGAGUCCGGAGGCACAAGAAGGCCGGGCGCCGAGACUCGCAGAGCAGCAACGAGUUCCUCAACACGUCGGACUCCAAGGAGAACAUCAGCGUGGACGUGACCAUGGCCGAAGGCGACGAGAAGGGCGCCGCCCUGCCGGGGGACGAGCCGCUCCUCGACCCGUUCGGGGCCAAACCCUUCCACCCCCAGUACCAGGCCUUCGGCGAGGGGAGGAGCGAGCUGGCCUCGGCCAACAGCAAGUCCUGGUCGGGCUCGCUGCACGGGCUGCUGGCCGAGAGCCGCAGCAUGGACGACUUCGGCGCCGUUCCCUUCACCGAGCUGGUGGUCCACGGCGGCCCCCAGCAGCAGGCGGCGCCCGGCGACCUCGACCCCUUCGGAGCCGCGCCUUUCCCCUCCAAGCAGUGAACUCUCCAGCGUCUUCCAGCCUGACGUCCCCCGGCAGGGGGAACUCGCCACUUCUGAGCUCUGUUGGUUUGGAUUUUUUUUUUUUUUUUUUCCCAGAAACCAUUGCUAAUGGUGUCCUAACCCUUCUUUUAAGGACCUUUUUAGUACGUAUGUACGCUUGAAUGAGAAAACUCAAAUCCUGUGGAGCUUGUUGUCGUUUCCACAUAUCUUUCAGCUGUAGCCGUUUGCUGAAAAGCCUUUAUGCUGCAUCACAGCGAGGGAAAAGGAGAA
Messenger RNA from Salarias fasciatus (jewelled blenny), 4364 nucleotides. RefSeq names its product BMP2 inducible kinase (gene bmp2k). Gene Ontology annotation, biological process: protein phosphorylation. The record is from RefSeq and is a predicted model, not a curated record. The coding region runs from base 768 to 4094 and encodes 1108 amino acids. NCBI's taxonomy places the organism in Eukaryota, Metazoa, Chordata, Actinopteri, Blenniiformes, Blenniidae. The transcript has 16 exons. Gene Ontology annotation, molecular function: ATP binding; protein kinase activity.